AUGUCGGCUUCCUUUACGCCACCUUCCGGGCCUCCCCCGCCCUCCGUUCCGGAGGGGUGGAAGGCGCAGUACGACGAACGAUAUCAGUCAUGGUUUUACGUGAAUCUUAUUACUGGAAAAUCCCAGUGGGAACGUCCUGAGACACCAGCACCGUCUGUUGACGGACCCUCAAGCGAACCACCACCGCCACCAUCAUACGAUAAUACGGGCUCCGCUGACCCAGCUGUGCUCGCCAACGCUGGUGAUCAGAAGCGACCACUGGCCUCAAACAACCCAUACAAUCCUACUACUUCCUCACGCGGCACUGCCAGCCCUACUAUCGAUGAUGAUGCCCGUCUCGCCGCUAAGCUCCAGGCUGAGGAGGAUGCACGGGCUAGCAGCAGCAGUAGAGGUCCCGGGACACCGGGAGCUGCCGCCGAUUUUUACAACGGGCAGCCUGCACCUCAAUCCACCGGUUCCUAUGCCUCUGGGCCAAUCCCGGAGAGUUCGGCACCAGAGCAGAAAUCUCGUAGCCGGGGCUUUCUGAGUAAAUUGAUGGGUAAGAGCUCUAGCAGCUCUCGCCCGCCACCUCAACCGCGGCCUCAAUAUGCCUCGUAUCCGCAACAGGCUCCACCGAAUGCCGGAUACUACGCGCAAUACCCCCCACAGCAGGCGCCAGGGUAUGGGUACCCAGCGGCUGGAUAUGGACGAUACCCAUCCCAAGGCGGGUAUUACCAACAGCCUCAACAGAAACAUGGUAUGGGAACUGCCGGUGCAGCUGCGCUAGGUGUGGGUGGAGGACUGCUCGGUGGACUUUUGAUUGCCGAUGUCGUGGAAAAUAUGGAAGAUCAUCAUGAUUAUGAUAAUGGUGGAGGCUAUGGUGGUGGUGGAGACUAUGGUGGGGGUGGCUUUGGCGGUGGAGACUUUGGAGGAGGUGGUGACUUUGGCGGUGAUGGUGGUGGUGAUUUCGGGGGAGGGGACUUUUAA
This is a messenger RNA of Penicillium odoratum, 966 nucleotides long. RefSeq names its product WW domain-containing protein. NCBI's taxonomy places the organism in Eukaryota, Fungi, Ascomycota, Eurotiomycetes, Eurotiales, Aspergillaceae. Bases 1 to 966 code for a protein of 321 amino acids. Gene Ontology annotation, molecular function: protein binding. The record is from RefSeq and is a predicted model, not a curated record. The transcript has 2 exons.